CUUCCCAUAGGAGAGGGACGAACGAACACUAGAAGAAGCAAGCUAGAAAGAGAAAACGUUUUCUUCAGAAAAACCAGAAGCAAAAUAGUAAUAAUAGUAAUAAUAAUAAUAAUAAUAAUAAUAAUUUGAAAAGAAAGAGCCACCGUUUCUAUACAUUACUAUCUCUGUAAGAUUUCUUUCUCCUUAGCUUUUUCACUGAUUCAUUUUACUGUCCGCUCCUUAGGAAAAGUUACUGUUCUGGCGGGAAUCUGAUUUUUCGUACCAUUCAUUCCUUUCAAGUGUAGAGAUUUUUUGUGUGGUUGUGGUUGUGGGUGUGGUUCCAACAAUGCCUCUCUUGAAGAAAAAGCCAUUCACUUUGUUGGAACCACCCCAGGAUUUGAAACCUAAUGAGCUUGUGUAUCAAGUUCGUUUCACAAAGGAGAUAUUCCGGGAUUAUCAGGCAUAUUUGAAUAGAUUAAAUUUAUAUCGGCAGAGAAUUUGGAGUUGCAAAAUUAGCGGAAAGCCUUAUUUGACUUUUGAAGAGGCUUUGGUUUCUGAAAAACAUGCAUCCGAGAAGGUUCAAGAUAUACCCAAAGAGCUUGUGGCACCUGCAUUACAUAUUAUACAAUAUAGUAUGCUUUCACUUAAAGAUCUUGCGGACACAAUAGCUAAAAAGCUGCAAGAACAUUUGUUUGUGGGGGCUGCAUUGCAUGGAAGAAAGGGUGAUGAUCUCUGUCCUUGCAAGGUGCUAAAAAUUAUGGAGGGUACUGCUGAAACCGCAUAUGAGGUGGCAUGGCUUGAUAAGAGUAAUAAAAUAGCAGAAACUUCAGUAGUGAUCAGAGAAGAUCUAACAUGGAAGAAGUUUCCUUUUAGUAGAAGGAUUUUGAAGUCUCUUAUUCGGGAAUCUACAUACCGAAGUGUUCCCUGGGCACUUCAUAUCAAUUUGGCACAAAAGCAUGGAAUCUCAUGUGAUCCACCGCUGGAAAUAGAAGGCAAAGUUUCCAUCAAGGAUGGUUUAGUGGUCUGUUAUAAGAAAAGAAAAGAGGGAGUUGAAAAUGAAUCUGGAAAACAUAAGAAGAAGAAAGUGGGAGGUGAGGAAGUUGAAGCAACAGACAUGGAAAACGGCGGAAAGAGAGGUGAACCUAUCAAAUAUCCAAUUGAUGAUCUGUUGGUGCAGCCUGGGGAAGAUGAUCCAGUCUUCACCACCCGUCCUUCACCUUCAAGGGACUUCUGUAUUCAGAUGGAUUGUGUUGGUGACCUUUUAAUGGUUUGGGAUUUUUGUUCCUCUUUUGGUAGGAUGUUGCACUUGUCACCGUUCUCUUUGGAAGAUUUUGAAAAGGCCAUCUGCCAUAAGGAUAGUAAUUUGAUGCUUCUUGUUGAAACACAUUCUGCUCUGUUACAAUUGCUUAUGAAAAAUAAUGGCCAAUAUUUCUUAGCUGUAAAGAAAAGAAAUCGAAAGUUGAAGAUAACGUUUAUGAAAUGGACAGAGUAUUUGUGUGAUUUUGUAGAGAUGAUCAACAUUUCUGAUCUAUCUGCUCAUGCAACAGUAAUUAGGCGUGGCCACUAUGGUCUCUUAGAUGUUGAAGCCAAAUUAGGUAUCCUUAGAGAAUUGGUUAAUCACGUCCUUGAAACAGAUCUCGUCAGAGAGAAAUUGGAUGAACAUAUUGAACAGCGGCAGCUGCUUGGAGCCACAAGGAGGGGGGAAGCUCUGGAAGAAGGUAGGAAGAGAAGGGAAGAGAAGGAAAAGUUAAAGGCUGAGACUGUUGAUACAUUAAUGAAUGGGUAUAGCAUAGAGAGUGUAGGAAACAACCCUAAUGUUUCAGCAAAUGGGAAGCAUCUUCGAGAGAAUGGAGACUUAGCAAUGAAAUGGAAGGGGGAAGUCAUAUCAUCUCCAGAAAACCAUGCAUCAGAUAAAAGUGAGACCUCCAAUUCAGACACUGCUUCAAAGAAAACAAAGCAGCAUAGUGAUGUGGAAGUCCUGGGAGAAAAUCUUAAAAAUUUGUCUAGCAAAACGGGAUUUAAACAAUUAAAGAGUGAGAGGAAGGAAGCUGUAGAAAAGAGAAGCAAAGAGGAAAGGAAUGAAUAUUAUGAAAGGGAGAUGGAAAAACGAGUCCUACGAACAAAUUCUUUGGGUAAAGACAGAGACUAUAACAGGUAUUGGUGGUUCCGGCGUGAUGGGAGGAUCUUUAUUGAGAGCUCCGACUCCAAGUUAUGGGGCUAUUACAGUGGCAAGGAAGAGCUUGAUGCAUUAAUGGGUUCACUGAAUUGUAAGGGUGUGAGAGAGAAGGCUCUUCAGAUACAGCUGCAGAAAUUAUACAGCAGGAUAUGCUUUGAGCUAGAGAAGAGAGCGAAAGAUUUGGCUCACAAGAUUACAAUGGAGGAGGCUGUGCUUCGAAGAUCUACUCGUGUUAGGGCUCUGCCAAGGGAGAAUCCUGCCAAUUCUUUCCUUAGGUACGUUAACAAGUGGAAGGAAGACUAACUGGUAUUAUUUUGGUAACUAGGGCAAUUUUUCCAACUAAUAUAGGUAGAUCCUAUACUUGAAAUGCUUAAGGGUAGACCAUAUGUAAGAUUAGGAAUUUUUUGGUUCCCUAGUUGCUGAUUCAUUUGUUUGGUGGGUUGAGAUAUUUGAGGCUUGAAGAUAGUUGGAUGGCGGCUCUGGCAGAUGGCCACUUAUAGCAAACGGAGUUGGGUUAUUUAUUUUAUUUUAUUUUUUCUUUUGUAUAUCAUGUUUGUGCUCAAGCCUGAACUUUUGUAUAUGACAAUACUAUGCAGUCUAAAUGGGUAUGACUUAAAAGCUA
Ricinus communis (castor bean) is the source of this 2777-nucleotide messenger RNA. Its product is annotated as DDT domain-containing protein DDB_G0282237. Bases 326 to 2458 code for a protein of 710 amino acids. Lineage: Eukaryota; Viridiplantae; Streptophyta; Magnoliopsida; Malpighiales; Euphorbiaceae. The record is from RefSeq and is a predicted model, not a curated record. The transcript is spliced from 11 exons.